Aspergillus wentii DTO 134E9 is the source of this 963-nucleotide messenger RNA. RefSeq lists its product as uncharacterized. The record is from RefSeq and is a predicted model, not a curated record. The coding region runs from base 1 to 963 and encodes 320 amino acids. The transcript is spliced from 2 exons. Lineage: Eukaryota; Fungi; Ascomycota; Eurotiomycetes; Eurotiales; Aspergillaceae.
AUGUCGUCCACCCAAACAGAAGAAGAGAUCGACUCCCUCUUCCCCGAAGACCCAACCACGCCCUCCCUCGCUCUCAUCGCCUCCAACAACGUCCAAAUCACCCUCCCCUACUCAACAGGCGGAAAAGACCAUCCCAUCUUCACGCUUGGCUCUGGAUGUCGUCCGGCAAAGAUAGAAGGCCGUGACGCACCUGCUGCGUUUACAGCCCAAACCGCCCUCUCAGACAGAACUCUGAAAGAAGGCAUAUAUUUCCGCAUCGAGAACGGGGCGCAGUCGAAGUUUCACAAGGCGAUUACGUCGGACUCGCAUGCCUCGUCGGAGCAUUUGAGUCUUUCGGGGAAGGUCUCUGCUGGGGGGAAAUUUGCAGAGGCGAGUGACAUGAAAGCAUCCAUCCAAGCAUCUAUCCGCACAGGGAACAUCUACAUUGAUGAACCGCGUUUCUCACUCGCCGCAUUGGCGGAUACACGCCGUACGCGCACGAAACCGUCCUGCUUUCCCUCGAAAUACGGCGAGUACUACGUAGCCAGUCUCAAACUGGGUGCAGACGCAGGCGUUCUCGCGUCCAGUGCAUCCACCCUGCACGACGAUUCUGAGAGUCUCGACGUCAAGGCCAAACUGCGUGUGCUGUGGUGGGAUAUUGAAGCGAGCGAGCAUGAGGAAACCCACUCGGUUGAAGCGUGGGCGGAGUUUAAAGCGACUGGGUUUGAUACGUUGGCGGGGGAGAAUGUGGGUGGGGGAUCGCGGAAACAGACAGGGGAAGUUAUAAUGGAUUUUGUGGAGCGGGUGACUGAUGUGGAAGCGAGGGUGAGAGGGAAGAUGGAGGAGUUUGGAUUGACAGAGGAUAAGAAGGUGGAUUUGGAAAUGUGUAGGAGACUUUGUGAGGCUGGACUGGUGGUUGAGAUUACGCUGUUGCCAUAUAGCCAGGUGAGAGAUUAUAUGGUGGCUUUGAACCAGCGUCGUUAA